Molecule: messenger RNA, 831 nt
Organism: Saxophila tyrrhenica
Lineage: Eukaryota; Fungi; Ascomycota; Dothideomycetes; Mycosphaerellales; Extremaceae
Exons: 3
Coding region: 1-831 (276 amino acids)
Molecular function (GO): hydrolase activity
Source: RefSeq, a predicted model, not a curated record
AUGGCAUCCAACCCACCAGGACAGUGCUGCACCAUCGGUGUCAAGCACGAAGGAAAAGCCCAGGGUGAAAUCAAGGAGGUCGGCGGCAUCUCCUCGUACAUGGUCUAUCCCAAGGACAAGCAGACCGCCAACGCCAUCCUCGUAGGCUCUUCCAAUGCCCUUUCCCGAAGAGUAUUAACUGACACGAAACAGAUCCUCCCCGACGUGAUCGGCCACGAAUUCAUCAACGCCCAACUCAUCGCCGACCAAUUCGCCGCCAACGGCUACUUCGUCGUGAUGCCCGACCUCUUCGAAGGCGACCCCAUCCCGCUCAACCGCCCCGCCGACUUCGACAUCAUGGCCUGGCUGCAAAAGUCCGGCCCCCAGGGCAAAGGCCACGGCCCGGGGCAAGUCGACCCCAUCGUCUCCGCCGUCAUUAAAGCCAUGAAAUCCGACCUCGGCGUGAAAACUCUGGGAUCAGUGGGCUACUGCUUCGGUGCCAAAUACGUCGCGCGCUUCUCCGCUCAAGGCCAGGGGAUCGACGUAGGAUGCAUGGCACAUCCAUCUUUCGUAGACGCAGACGAAGUUCGGAAGAUGCGUGCGCCCCUGAGUAUCGCGGCCGCGGAAACGGAUCAGAUCUUCCCAGCCGAGAAGAGACGUGAAACGGAGGAUAUCCUGAAAGAGCACGAUAUCCCGUACCAGAUGUCUUUGUACUCCGACGUGGAGCACGGGUUCGCCGUCAAAGCGGAUCUGAGCAACCAGCGGGCUAAAUUCGCAAAGGAGGCGGCGUUUUUGCAGCAUGUGCAGUGGUUUGACGAGUUUGUCAAGGGCAAGAGGGAUAGUGCUGCGUAG